This is a messenger RNA of Aureobasidium vineae, 207 nucleotides long. The record is from the annotation of a GenBank genome assembly. Lineage: Eukaryota; Fungi; Ascomycota; Dothideomycetes; Dothideales; Saccotheciaceae.
AUGGUGACGCUGCUGGGCUUCUUCUGCAUCCUUAGCAAUGUCAUCCUCAUGCUCAUCUAUGACCCUGGUUUGACCGGUCUUGCCCCGUCAUGGGUCUACUACAGCUACGCCCUCGGCAUCUGGGCUUACAGCACCAUGGAUAACAUCGACGGCAAGCAAGCACGUCGCACUGGAACUUCGUCUCCAUUGGGUGAGCUCUUCGAGUAA